Morone saxatilis (striped sea-bass) is the source of this 654-nucleotide messenger RNA. RefSeq names its product complement C1q tumor necrosis factor-related protein 3-like. Lineage: Eukaryota; Metazoa; Chordata; Actinopteri; Moronidae. The coding region runs from base 1 to 654 and encodes 217 amino acids. Gene Ontology annotation, molecular function: protein binding. The record is from RefSeq and is a predicted model, not a curated record. The transcript is spliced from 6 exons.
AUGUUUCUACAGUACCUCAGAACAGUGGAUCUAGAUAGAGACUUUGAGGGCCAUCCUCUGGAGGUCAGACUGAAUGUCAGUGAGAAACAGCUGGAAGAUCUGAAGACAGAAAACACAGUUCAGUCUGUUCAACUUUCUUUGAUUGAGUCCAGACUGACAGACAGCCAAAACAGCAGAUCAGCUCUGGAGGGCAGACUGACAUCCACUGAGACAAAGCUGGAUCAGCUGGAGAAUCACACUGCAGAUGAGCUAAAGGUGGCAUUCUCAGCCGGUCUGACUGAUUCUGGAUCAGUCGGACCGUUUGAUGAGGAGACAACUCUGAUUUUCUCUAAAACCAUCACCAACGUUGGCCAAGCCUACAACCAGACUGCAGGUGUGUUCACAGCUCCUGUCAGAGGACUUUACUUCUUCAGCUUCACAGCUGCAGAUUACCUGAAAGGUUACAUGGGUCUCUACCUGUAUAGGAACAACCAGCCAAUCAUCUUCAACCUGGACCUGAACGACCACGGUGGCUACGCCUCCUCGUCCAGUGGCGUGGCUCUGCAGCUGGAGGAGGGCGACAGAGUCUGUCUCAGUCUGCCUGCCAGCUACCGGCUCUAUGACGACUCCCGAAACUUCAGCAUCUUCUCCGGGUUCCUGCUGUUCCCCCUCUGA